Messenger RNA from Cynocephalus volans (Philippine flying lemur), 1935 nucleotides. Its product is annotated as aldehyde oxidase-like. The record is from RefSeq and is a predicted model, not a curated record. The transcript has 17 exons. NCBI's taxonomy places the organism in Eukaryota, Metazoa, Chordata, Mammalia, Dermoptera, Cynocephalidae. Gene Ontology annotation, molecular function: iron ion binding; aldehyde oxidase activity.
AUGGAUUACAGCAAGAAAAAUUCUGAGGCAAAGGAAGCUGUUCAGCACAACUCCUUCUUUGAUUCAGGAAGGAAACUGGAAUAUGGAAAUGUUGAUGAAACAUUUAAAGUGGUUGAUCAUAUUCUUGAAGGUGAAGUACAUAUGGGAGGUCAAGAACAUUUUUAUAUGGAAACCCAAAGCAUGCUUGCUGUUCCCAAAGGAGAGGAUCAAGAAAUAGAUGUCUAUGUGUCCACACAGUUUCCCAGAUACGUACAGGAAAUAAUUGCCUCAACCUUGAAGUUCCCAGCUAACAAGGUCAUGUGUCAUGUAAGACAUGUCGGUGGGGGAUUUGGGGGAAAGGUGACCAAAACUGGCAUCUUGGCAGCCAUCACUGCAUUUACUGCAAACAAAAAUGGUCGUGCAGUUCGCUGCGUUCUGGAAUGAGCAGAAGACAUGUUAAUAACUGGAGGCUGCCACCCUUACCUUGGAAGGUACAAAGCUGGAUUCAUGAACGAUGGCAGAAUCUUGGCCCUGGAAAUGCAGCAUUAUAGCAAUGGAGGCUUCUCCCUGGAUGAGUCACCACAUGUGAUGGAAGAGGGACUUCUGAAAAUGGACAAUGCUUACAAGUUUCCCAACCUGCGCUGCCAGGCUCGGGCGUGCAGAACCAACCUUCUGCCCAGCACAGCUAUGCGUGGCUUUGGCUUUCCGCAGGCAGGACUGAUCACCAAGUCCUGUAUCACAGAAGUUGCAGCCAAGUGUGGUUUGUCCCCUGAGAAGGUCCAAAUGAUGAACAUGUACAAGGAAAUUGAUGAAACGCACUACAAACAAGAGAUUAAUGCCAAGAACCUCAUCCAGUGUUGGAGGGAAUGUAUGGCCACGUCUUCCUACUCCCUGAGGAAAGCGGCCGUGGAAAAAUUCAACAUGGAGAAUUACUGGAAGAAGAAGGGACUGGCCAUGGUCCCCCUGAAGUACCCUGUCGGCCUUAGCUCGGUUUCUGCUUGUCAUGCUGCCGCCCUGGUUCACGUUUAUCUAGAUGGCUCUGUGCUGGUCACACAUGGUGGAAUUGAGAUGGGGCAGGGCGUCCACACUAAAAUGAUUCAGGUGGUCAGCCGUGAAUUAAGGAUGCUAAUGUCAAACAUCCACCUGCAUGGAACAAGCAUGGAAACUGUCCCUAAUACAAAUGUCUCAGGAUGGUCCGUGGUGGCGGAUCUCAACGGGUUGGCAGUAAAGGAUGCUUGUCAAACUCUUCUAAAACACCUCGAACCCAUCACCAGCAAGAAUCCUCAAGGAACUUGGAAGGAUUGGGCACAGACUGCUUUUGAUGAAAGCAUUAGUCUUUCAGCUAUUGGAUACUUCAGGGAUUAUGAGUUAAACAUAGACUGGGAGAAAGGUGAAGGCCGUCCUUUCGAAUACUUUGUUUAUGGAGCUGCCUGUUCCUAGGUUGAAAUAGACUGCCUGACGGGGGAUCAUAAGAAUAUCAGAACAGACAUUGUCAUGGAUAUUGGCUGCAGUAUAAAUCCAGCCCUCGACAUAGGCCAGAUUGAAGGUGCAUUUACUCAAGGCAUGGGACUUUAUACAAUAGAGGAACUGCAUUAUUCUCCUCAGGGUGUACUGUACACUCUUGGUCCCAACCAGUAUAAAAUCCCUGCCAUCUGUGACAUCCCCACAGAGCUGAACAUUUCUUGAUUGCCUCCCUCUCAAAAUUCAAAUACCCUGUAUUCAUCUAAGGGUCUGGGAGAGUCUGCGCUAUUCCUGGGGUGUUCAGUGUUUUUUGCCAUCCAUGAUGCGGUGAGAGCAGCCCUGCAGGAGACAGGCCUGUUAGGACCACUGAAACUCAGAAGUCCACUGACGCCAGAGAAGAUUAGGAUGGCCUGUGAAGACAAGUUCACAAAAAUGCUACGUUCUAUUCCAAGAGAUGAGCCUGGAUCCUAUGUUCCUUGGAAUGUACCCAUAUGA